AUGGCUGCAGCUAUCUGGAAAGCUGCAGCGAUGAGGGAUCCAACACUUUUGCAUGCGACGAUCCGAGUCGUACACGGGCAACAUAACCGGGGCUCUGCCAAUCAAAUUGGAGUGACUUGGGUACUUGUGCUCGCUCUUAAGGCAGCUGCAGACGAGGUGAGGUGGGGCGGCGUGCAUAAAGCCACGUCUGCUGGCAGCGAUCAGGCUGUCGCCCAUCCUCUCCAUCCAUUCGCAUCUUCCUCCGUCCAUGAAGACACGCAAGGUUUUAUUCUCUCUCUAUGCUUUGGCAUCGAGACCCUAGCGACACUGUCCGUCCCAAAAUCCGCGAACGGCGGCGUGAGGUUGGUCCCAUGCGUCCAACAGCCUUGCCUACCACUCCUCCACCAGCGUGAAGUCCAAGGCGAGACGACUCAGUAG
Letharia columbiana is the source of this 417-nucleotide messenger RNA. RefSeq lists its product as uncharacterized. NCBI's taxonomy places the organism in Eukaryota, Fungi, Ascomycota, Lecanoromycetes, Lecanorales, Parmeliaceae. The record is from RefSeq and is a predicted model, not a curated record. Bases 1 to 417 code for a protein of 138 amino acids. The transcript has 2 exons.